Arxiozyma heterogenica is the source of this 1128-nucleotide messenger RNA. RefSeq names its product alanine--glyoxylate transaminase (gene AGX1). Bases 1 to 1128 code for a protein of 375 amino acids. Gene Ontology annotation, molecular function: L-serine:pyruvate transaminase activity; L-alanine:glyoxylate transaminase activity. NCBI's taxonomy places the organism in Eukaryota, Fungi, Ascomycota, Saccharomycetes, Saccharomycetales, Saccharomycetaceae. The transcript has a single exon. Gene Ontology annotation, cellular component: peroxisome. The record is from RefSeq and is a predicted model, not a curated record.
AUGUUAUUAAUUCCAGGACCAGUCAGUUGUACAGAUUUAGUGAUCGACACAUUAGGACAAGAUUCUCUAACCCAUACAGGUCCAAGGUUUGCUGAAACAUUCAAAAGAGUACUACUUAACUUACGUAAAAUAUUUAAUUCUUCUAAAGAAAGCGGAUCAUUACCAUUAGUCCUUGCAGGUUCGGGAACCUUGGGAUUCGACUUAGUUGGAAGUAACUUAUGUCCAACAGGCAAGGAAAAAUUACUGCUUUUAUCUACUGGGUACUUCAGUGAAGAAUUAUGCGAAUGUUUGAGAGAGUUCUAUAAAUUGGAUGUCACAGUAUUGUCCAGUAAACAAGUGGGUGGUGGUAUCGAUAUAGUCGUGUUACAAGAGAUGUUACAGGAAACAAAGUAUGAUCUUGUGUUAAUGACCCAUGUAGACACAUCUACUGGUGUGCUAAACGAUGUUGAAAAGUUAUCUGGUUUGGUGCACAGCCACUCACCAGAGAGUUUGAUUGUCGUUGAUGCUGUGUGUUCCCUAGGUUGUGAGUCCAUUGAAUUUGAUAAAUGGGGGUUAGACUUUGUAUUCUCUGCUUCACAAAAGGCCUUGGGUGCACCACCAGGGUUAUCUAUUUCUAUCAUCAGUGAACGUGCGUUAAGGCUUGUACUAAAGGAACGCAACGAUGUGGAUGCACCACCAAGACCGUAUUUUACAUCAUUAAGGAAAUGGGUCCCAAGUAUUCAAUCAUAUGAAUUAGGUGGAAAGGUCCAUUAUUUUGCUACCCCACCGAUCCAAUUAAUCUUAUCGUUGGAUGUUGCAUUGAAGGAACUAUUAGAGACAGACUACGUAACUAACCAUUUGUCACGUAGUAACUGGUUAAAGAUGCAAGUGGUCGAAGAGAUGAAAUUGAGACUAGUCACAUUGGGUCCAGUUGAAAAGACUGCACACGGGCUUGCAGCUAUAUAUGUGUCAAAUCCAUCAGAAGUGAUGAAGAGAUUACAGGGUAUUGAUAUUGAUAUUGCAGGUGGGAUCCAUCCAGCCAUUAGGACCAAGUACAUUAGAAUUGGGUUAAUGGGUAGAGAUGCGACAAAGGAGAAUCUUUUGAAAGUCUUAGAAGUAGUCCAAGAAGUUGAAUCAGAAUCAUAUUGA